Messenger RNA from Pocillopora meandrina, 7495 nucleotides. NCBI's taxonomy places the organism in Eukaryota, Metazoa, Cnidaria, Anthozoa, Scleractinia, Pocilloporidae. The record is from the annotation of a GenBank genome assembly.
UGAUGCUCUUAAUAGAUAGCAGUCUUUGCGGAAAUCAAUUCCAGAACGGACAGGAUCAAGAUGAAUUUCUUCAACAUUUUAUUUGCGUUUGGUAAGUUAGUUCACCUUUGGAAACAACUUCCAAAGAGUCAUGGUCGUGUUGCGUUUUUAGCUGCAAAGCAUUCGCAGAUUUGGCAUGUAAUUCAAACACUGAGAGGCUAUUUUUGCCUGCAAGCGUGAAGAGUAUAUUUGCAUUCGAAUUUUCAUUGUGAUAUUUGUUUCAUCCGAAUAAGUAAUGAUGUUGACUUCUAUGCAGUCUUUCCGAUGAUUUCAUUAGUUUUGACGGCUUCGUUUCUUGUUUUUCUAUCGAUUUUUAGUUUUCUUCACCAGAAUAUCUAUAAUGUUCGUCGCAUUGUAUUUUUUGCUAACUGGCUUGUUGCGUAUUUCACUCAUAAUACUGGCAAAGUUCCUGUUGUCGAUCCGCCAGAAUUUCAACAUUUUUCUUUAUUACUGAUAAACAUUCUCAGACCUUUCUUGGAGCUACGAAGAUUAUGUAAAUCGGAGUAAUUCUUCUCCUUUGUUUUUGGUAAGUGAUGUCAAAGGAACGAAUGUUAAACGCGCAUGUUUGGAGAAUCAUUUCGCUCGUUUUUACUUCAAGUUAUUUUGAACACGUAUGUACUUAAUUUUCUACAAAAUGUCACUGUCUCGGAUCUUUAAAUUGUUGAUGAAAUUAACUGAAGUAAUGGUACCUUUGCAAAGCGUAGAGUAUUUUUUUUCCUAAGAAUCAUUGAGCGUCACUUCUUUCUGCUAUGAAUGAAAACUAAAAAAAAGCUACCGUCUUGUACACCUCAUGGUGGAUUCCACUUCAGUCCGUGUUCCUGGCAGCAACAACAAUUCAAACUUAAACUGCAGUUUUCCGUUAUCAGCCUCUCAGGAAAUGAGCAUCUACGAAAUUAGAGGCUUUAUAGUUUUUCAAUGAAGAGUUCUCUUCCUACGAAAGGUCAUAUAUAUGCAGUGUUCACUUCGAAAUCGUUCCAUAUUUUCUCGGCAAAAGUCUCUUCGAAAGGUGACACCAGCCCGAGAAAGAUCCCUUGCUGGCCAUGAAGAGGAGACAAUACUCGAAAAGAAUGAGGGAAAAGAGCCAAUCUAUGCAGAGGAGAACUGAGUCAGUAUUGUUAACUCAGUUAACUGAACUAGUUAAGUCGCUCGAAAGUCAUCUCGCUAGUAGUUUGGUCACCCGAAACUAGAUUUAUUUCACCCGAGAAUUUUGGAUCAGGCUUACAGACUUAAACUUGGCAAUAAAGUUGACCCGAGUAUUUUGGAUCAGGCUUACAGAAUUACUUGCCCAUAAAGUUGAGAAAUCUCUAUCACUUAACUAGCGGUUUCUGUAUGUGACAACAAAUCCGUUGUUGGUUGUACUAUACGACACCAGAGAACCGAAGGUUGCAUCGAGCGCGACCUUAAUAUCAUGUGAUCUAUAAAGACAUAAUCUGCAAAGAGAACGAUCAGGUUUCAUACGAAGUAGAAUUAAAUCAACAUAAAAAUGCCUGUCAGAUUAUGUUAAGCCUCCAAUGCAGGCGUCUUAUUAGGACUCAUGAACGCCACAAGCUAGGCUAGAUUAUGACCUGAGUCUCACCAGAGCGAAGUAAAAUAUUUUCUAAUUUCUCGCAAGUCAAAAGUUGAAAAUUUUCGUAUUUUCCAAAUUCUGGCGGCGGUCGCAUCAAACUAGGGCUCUUUGACCUUUACUUUAUUUAUUUUGAUCGAUUCAUACGUCAAUCACAAACCCAUCUCUCUCUUAAAAUUAUUCGGAGAAAAACAGGAAGUCCGACGAAGUAUUAACCGAAGGCUCCUUGAAACCAACUGAUACCUUACGCAAUGCCGUCGCCAUUUGGUUACAAGGCGCACCGCUUUUACGAGGAAAAUCUGUUCUCUCGUGCGAAUUUGAUGUCAAACUCGGGGCGCAUUUUAUCAAGGUGAAACUAAUCAAAAAGGCUAAAUUUCCUCACUUACAUUUAGUUAUUUUAAGUACUCAAAGCAUUGACUGUAGAUUGAUGGUAAUGGUAACUUUCUUUAUACACGGUAAAUCCUUCAGCAAAUACUAUAAAAUAUAAGAGCAAUUAAUUAUCCCUAACUAAACUAACUAACCUUAAAUACAUAGUAAAAGCUGCUUUACAGGGUUGUUAAGUUUAAAAUCAUGUAAAAGAUGUUGCUGCACGAAGGUCACUAGAUAGGCUGUUCCACAACCUGGCUCUGCUGUACGAGAAACUCUUCUUCAAAUAAUUGGUGUGGGGCAGCGGAAGAGUCAAUUUAUUUUCAGUAUUCCUUAAUCGAUAUCAUAUUAUGUCGUUGCGAAACACAAAUCUAGAACUCAGAUACUCAGGGGUCAUCCCAUGUAAAGAUUUAUUCAUCCUAACAGCAGCUGAUUCAAAUCUUAGCUAUUUGAGUUUGCGGCCACCCAGUACCCGGAACAAUGUAUCGAUAUCAGAGUCAUAAUUGGCACACAUUAAAAUACGUGCUGCACGAUUUUGGAGCUUCUGAAGCUUUUCGGAGAGACCACUGCCACGGUUGCCCCAGACAGCACUACAAUAACUAAAAUAUGGCUGAACUAGGCUAUCGUAUACAUUAAUUAAUGUAUUAAAGGGUAUAAGAUGUCGUAUUCGCUUGAUUGCGCCCAAUGCAGAGGUAAUAUUUUUGCAAAUGUUCUGUAUAUGACAUUCCCAGUUCAUAUUUUGAUCGAUGGGCACACCAAGGGAUUUUGUAGAUGACACCUGCUUCACUGGAUGGUCAUUUAUACUGAAAGAAGGAAUUUAAGGAAAUGUUGAUAACUUCCAGCAGAAAUGACUUUCGUGCAACUGAAAAGAGCAGGGUUGGACCUUAAAAGGAACUGUUCAAUUCAAUUCUGUCUCCUCUUAUAUCCUUCGCGUUCGCUCUCUGUUUGAGUCUGUUGCGAACUCGUUGUGCAUGAAGUCUUCAUCGCCGUUUACUUCUUUAUUGUCACUUUUUUGCCACACCACCUCGUCUUCAGAUUCCAUUGAGAGCAUUGUUAAUGCUACAGGACUUGAAGGACUGCAUGAUCGACUCCACCGAAAUUUCCUUCCGUGUCCAGUUUAUCCACUGUUCCUUGCCGAGAGGGCACUUUUUCACCGAUGGAGGGUAAAAAACGGAUCGUUUCCCAUUCUCGCCUGAUACGGGUUUAGACCUUUUUCUCGAGUGGUUUGCUGAUACACUUAUCAAGGGGCUAGGAGAGGCCGCCAGGAAUCACAGGAACAUCGACCUUUCGUCGCACUGACAAAUCUUACACGGUUUCGGUCAAAUGGUCACAGAAGGAAUCCUCUGCUGAAAAUCUCGUAUUCUAGCAAAUCCACUAUUUCGCAGCUCAGAUUGAAAAUGAAAUUGACAAUAAGAGUUGUUGAAAAAGCUGAUGUAUCCAAAAUUUUUCUGAAAAGUGCGGCCAUUGUUUUAGAAUCCGAAACACCGAUGCGAUUGUAAACAACUCCGCUGAAAACCAGAUGCACGGUAACGUGAGACUUGGCUAUCUCCUCUCAAAAUGGCGUAAUGCACCCUUAACAGAAAGAGUUCAAAACAACGUUUAUUCGAAAUUUUGAUAAAUUUCGGUGUCUUGGUAACCAACCGCUCAAUAAAGGGUUACCGCUGAAUACGGUGCCGCUAAAGUCAGGUUUGACUGCUGUGUUACUGGCGUCAUACCAUGAGGUAGUCAAAGGCUCCUUGGCGCUACCUCAUGCACAGGGUUUCAACAUUCAAACGUGCCCUUUAGAUGACCGGUUGAUCAAUAACUCUGAUCUAAAAGCGUCAUCCGCAGAACUAAAAAGAAACGAUACAAAAAGGCGUGUUUCUUGAAAUUGUACACCAGCAUAAGGCGUGAUUUGCCUUUUCAAGAACCCUGAAAUAAACGUGACCUGUGAAUUUUUUCUUGCAUUUCCUGAAACUCAAGAUUUCCCUGAACCUUUGUGCUUAAGUACAGAGAUUUGGAGAUUUCACCGCUGACCGCUGAUCACUGACCGCGUGACGCGUGAACUUUUUUUAGAAAGCAGUAGACACAAAAAAAUUUCCAAAAGUAAACAAUUGAAUAACUCAGCAAACAAUCAUCCUAUGGGUAAACAACUGGAAAAAACCCGCCUUACGAAUUCAGGAAUUUUCGAUUUUCGUUCCCGUUGGGUUAGCAAAUAAUUUGCUGAGGAAUGCCAGCAAUGGCGUCCUCGCAGCGAAAUGUAAACAAUUUCGAGUCGGAUUUUCCGUUUUUAGCGAUUGAGUUAGAUCAAAGUGAAAACCGAAGUUUCGAACUUCAUGUGAGGCCUAGUGAAAUUUGACAAUUCCAUGGCCCGCUAAAUAUUAUAUUUAAAUGAAGAUAUGUCAGAAAUGUAUUUUUUUAAUAGAAGCGUACAACUUUCAGAAUUUUCAACAAGAGGCUAGCAACUUCUGGCUGUGAGGUCAAGUAAGUAACGAUCUGUGCAUGGUGAAUCACGAGAUAAUUUCACACACUAGAAAUAUUUGCACGUAUACUCUGAAACACGAUCCGAUUCACUCACGAGCGAAAAAUUCGGCGAUUUUUAUCUUUUUAUCUUGAUUUCUGAGUAAACUUUAGACGUAUCUAUCGUUUUGAUCAUUGAAAAUAAGUUAUUUAAAUGGUCUAUUUUCAUUGGAGCAUUUAGUUGGGAAAGGUAAUUUGUAAAAAUUUGCUGUGCAUUACGUUUACCGGUUUCUCCAAAAUUUUAACAUAUCCAUAGGCCCGCAAAAUACUCAGUGUCAAUUUGCCAAUGAAACUCAAAGUUUGACAGGCAUGGAAAGAAGUGGAAAAACUUAAGACAGUUUGAAGGACGAGGAAAGUCAAUCACAACCUUUGCGAGAUUCGAUUUCAGUUUCAUAUCUGAAAGAUCACUUUACAUGUGUAGUUGCAGUGACAAGUGGUGGUAUUAGCACACUGUUUUAUCCGCCACAAAUAUAACACUGAAAUAUCAUGAUAUUAAAAAAUGUCUUCUCAACAAAGUAAUGAAGUGUGGAUGAUAUUGAAAGAUUGUGAAAAUAAUGCUAUUAGUACAUGGUAACGACUGAAGUUCCAGCAUGUGCUGCUCAAAAUGGGUUACAGUUUCGAGCAAAACCUCCUAUUUUUGAUGUACAGCUACUAUUAAAAUUACUUUUUGUGCCUGGUCUCACAAGGCAUUUGCAACCCCCAUCCCCCCCCCACAUCCUUCCCCCUCCACCAUCAAAAUCUACAAACAUCUGUACCACUAUUUCAUUUAUUUGGACCCCAUACAAAAGUUUCUAUUCGAUUGUAAAUUCCAUCGAGAAUUAUUUAUGAGGUUUUGAAAUCUUCAAUACCAUAUUUAAAAGGCCACUGAAUGUAGUUUACACAGUGGUAAUGCUUCCUCUGACCAACUCAACUAUUGUGGUUGACGAGCAUCUAGCGAACGCACCGGUAAGUUUUCAAAUUUCAAUUGCUUAGCCAGUGGUGUCUGAAAUACAUGAAGAACUGACUUAAAUGACAGUACUGUACAACGAUAACAAGGCAAGUAAAUGAAAAUCGAGCAAAGAAAAGAUAACAAGAACAUACCUGACAAUUAGGAUGCUUGUGUGAAACGACGCACAGACACUCUAUAGAAAAAUUUGACCAAUUGGCGCGAAGCUUUUUCAAUAUGCAAAUAUUGCGCGAAGAUUGGAAACUAGAAAACCGCUGAAAGACCCAUUUUGAACACUGGUGAAAUGUAGCUACAGGGGUUAGGGAGAAUUCGAGAAAGUUAUGGAAACCCAUAAUUUUUGUUUCGUAUUUAAUUUUAUACAGUUUUCCUCGUCGGAAGCGAUCCCACCUUAUCUGACAUGGGCCACUGUACUAACAUGGAGUACUUGUGCAGAGAUCGUAAAUGCGAGAAUGCUUUUGCUAAAGCAUUUCAGAAAGACCCAAAGGCCGAUUGUAGGUAGGUGGAUUUAAAGAGUGGCGGUUCUAAAGAUGUUUGUAUGCAGAAUACCAAACAGCUGUUGCGGCAAAUCUGUUGAGCUAGGAGUAGCAUUUUUUCCCAGGUCUGAUUCAUUUCAGUAGUUUGUUAGUUCCAAUUUGCUUCACUCUUCUCUAUCCUCGGCCAUCCUGAUUUAUUUUGGUUGGUUAUUGUCUUAUUUAAGUUUUCCUUUUUCACCCGGCUGUUUUCCUCUCUUUCUUUCCUUCUUUCUUUUUUUUCUUUUUGGAAUUGAAGACAGUCUUCCGUGCCGCAAAAAAUAUAUGAAAACAUCACAGCUCGACCUUUGACCAUUAUGGUUUUUGUCUUGUCCCUACAGCGCGAUGUUCAGCAAAAUGAAAGAUUGCAAGGUCGAUGUGAUGAAAUUUUGUGUGAAAGACCAAAUGACCGAAAGCCAAAUCAAAGACAACAUUGACGCCAGCCUGAAGAAAGAAAACUUGUGUGACCAAGAUUAUGCGGAACUCUCUACCUUGUCACCAAGCAGUAUUCCUUGUUCCGCAUCAUAUAACAAUGGUGCACAAAACUGCAGGCGAUCCUUUCGACAAAAAUUUAUGAAGGACAAAUCAGAUCCCGCUCUUUGCUCGUAAGUUUAAUGAACAUGCCUUUUAUAUCGUUGAUUGGAAGUGGAGUGAAAUGGGAAGGGGGAGGGGGGGAUGGGGAUAAAUGUAACCCAAUGUUAGUUUUUAUGGCUUUCUUAUCCUUGCUUGAAACAGGAGCGAUUUAGGUUGAACCCGAAUUCACACCAACUAAGCAAAACACAGAAUACCUUUCGAACCGGGUAAAACACACUGCUUUUUUACACAAUUUUCAGAUUUGAGUCCGUCGUGUUAAACCCUUUCUUUCGACCCUUGGGCCGAACACUUUCCUCUCUUUAAAGAAGCCAGCGCGCUUAACAGUGUGCCACCACUUUACUCUUUAGAAGGCUUUAACUUUUUUAAGAAAUCUUUGUGAAUAAUUUAUUUAUCAGAGAAUAUGCCGAAACAAAGAAGUGUUUAAGGGACCUGGUCGAUUCUGAAUGCAACUACUCAGGCGAAAGCAAGAAAAUGGUGGACUUUAAUCUUGAUGUCUACAAUCCUUUCUGCGCGGACAAUCGGGACCCUGGGGCGACCAAAAAUGAUUCUUGUUAUGGCGUGCUGGAUAAUGCUAGCGGAACCAAGCCUAGCAUAUUCCUGACACUGAUGUUUGCUAUCUUUCCGUUUUUGUUCCUCUUUAAAGUUUAAAAGGCUUAGGCAUCUUGUUUAUCUUGAUUUACAAUAGAGUUUCUACUCUUAUGGGUUUAGCUUGAAAAAAUACCAAAUAAACAAACAAAAAUCAACAACAAUGAAGUAGCUUUUUUAACAUGAUCAAAGUAGUGCAGUUCACGUUAAAAUCUGAAUUAGCAACAGUUCUAAAAGUUGUUUCAGUAAAAUUUUUGCUUUCAUGUUUUGUUAUCUUUCAUUUUUCUCAAAUAAUAAAUCAUCAUUUAUCGAAGGGCUUCUGGCGAAACAAAUAUCAAAGGGUUUGUUUUGUGAUUAUUUGAGUUAAAAUUGGCAACUUUUGUUAAAGGCAUG